UUUGAACACACUCGUGGACUAGCAGCCCUAUUGAGCAGAUCUCGUCUAGCAGCAAGCAGCAGUAUGCCACCCAAGACAAGCGGUAAAGCAGCGAAGAAGGCCGGCAAGGCGCAGAAGAACAUUGCCAAGGGAGACAAGAAGAAGAAACGCAAGAGGAAGGAGAGCUAUGCCGUGUACAUCUACAAGGUGCUGAAGCAAGUUCACCCAGACACUGGUAUCUCGUCCAAGGCGAUGUCGAUCAUGAACAGCUUUGUCAACGACAUUUUCGAGCGCAUCGCGGCCGAGGCAAGCCGACUGGCUCACUACAACAAACGUUCAACCAUCACCAGCCGGGAGAUCCAGACCGCUGUGCGUCUUCUGCUGCCCGGUGAACUGGCCAAGCACGCAGUCAGUGAAGGAACCAAGGCUGUCACCAAGUACACCAGCUCCAAGUAGAGAGUUUGUGUGUGUGUGUGCGCGCGCGCUCGCCGCCGACUAGCAUGCCACCACAACAUCCGCUUAACAACAACAAGUGUACCGCAUACAAGCGUCAACGGCCCUUUUCAGGGCCAAUA
Molecule: messenger RNA, 554 nt
Organism: Nilaparvata lugens (brown planthopper)
Lineage: Eukaryota; Metazoa; Arthropoda; Insecta; Hemiptera; Delphacidae
Product: histone H2B
Exons: 1
Coding region: 64-435 (123 amino acids)
Cellular component (GO): nucleosome
Molecular function (GO): DNA binding; protein heterodimerization activity; structural constituent of chromatin
Source: RefSeq, a predicted model, not a curated record